AUGUAUUCGGCUUCGCUUCUUGAGGCAAUCUCGAUCAUCCGAGAUCCUCCGAGAAACAGGCCGCCGUCCCUGAAAUGGAACCCUCUCCUCUAUAGGAGAGUAUCAGAAGGUUUUGUUAGGAAUCCCAGGACCAUACGAUUCUGUACGCAUUUGUCUUUGAAGCCGAUUGCUACGCAACGGGUUUCUUCUCCUGAUGCAUCAGAAGAGGAGGGGAAUCCAUGGGGCGGGUUCGUUACGAAGGUGUUUGAUGCGUUGAAAGCGCUGAAGAAGCCUGCUAUCGCCGCUUUGUUGGUUGGAGUUCUGCUCACGGUGGAUCCGUUUCGGGCAAUUGCAGCCUCUGGAGGGAGGAUGGGUGGGAGGGCUUUUUCAUCUUCAUCAUCAUCGCCAUCUUAUUCGAGGAGCUACUCAGCUCCGCCCAAUUCUGGAUUCUCGUAUUCUGUACCGUAUUAUGCACCGUCGCCAUUCGGCGCGGCUGGUGGAUUCUAUGUGGGGCCGGUGGUCGGUGUCGGGUUCGGUGCGGGAUCUGGGCUGUUCAUUCUGAUGAUGGGAUUUGCGGCGUUUGUGCUGCUUACCGGGUUCCUAUCGGAUCGAUCUGAUGAAGGCAGUGUUCUUACUGCGGAGCAGAAAACUAGCGUUCUCAAGCUUCAG
Molecule: messenger RNA, 648 nt
Organism: Phalaenopsis equestris
Lineage: Eukaryota; Viridiplantae; Streptophyta; Magnoliopsida; Asparagales; Orchidaceae
Exons: 1
Cellular component (GO): chloroplast
Source: RefSeq, a predicted model, not a curated record